This is a messenger RNA of Bursaphelenchus okinawaensis, 381 nucleotides long. The record is from the annotation of a GenBank genome assembly. NCBI's taxonomy places the organism in Eukaryota, Metazoa, Nematoda, Chromadorea, Rhabditida, Aphelenchoididae.
AUGGACACAUUGACAGUUUUCAACAAGGUGUUGGGAAUAAACCAGGUAUUCUCCUUGGUGCUGCCGAACGGAGAUUUGAUUGAGGACCUCCAACUGGUCAACAUUCACGACACAACCAUCUCAUUAAACCGUCGACCUGGCCACUUAUCGGAUGCGCUGAUGGAAAGGAUCAACCAAAUGCCAGGAAAAAAUGCGGAGCAACGGUGGAUCAUCUACGAAAACUUCAUCCUCAAACAACAUCAAGCAGUUAUCAAUGGUGGUGAAGUCAGUCUUAUUCCGCCGUUAGAGCUGGAGGAGUUAUUCAGAGUAGCACAAGCCAAAUUCUUGGAGAACAGGUUGAUGAAGCCAAGUGGCCUAGCUAAAGACCUGAUGCAGCUUUGA